AUGGCUCUCGAGAAAUCGUCGCUCUGUGAACCCUCGAAGAGGGAGGCGUCGACGUCGUUUGUGUUUCUGACGUUUCUGCGCCGGCUCUUCUCCAUCGCACUUUUUCGACCGACCACCGAAUUGUUCCUGUACAUUUUGGAUAGCAUCAUCAUUUUGGUUGUAUUUACUUACCACUCCGUCCUCUUCACAUUCUGGCUUUUCUGCUCACUCUUCAAGCGGAGGAAACGAACCUCGCGGACCACGAACUGUGUCGAUGAUGCCAGCGCUGAUGAUGACUCUGUAUUGAGCGAUGACGGGGGAAGCAACGUGGACUCCGAAGACGAAUUCCGUCAGGAUGUGCCUUCUGUCUCGGCGCUUCCCCGGCGUAUGUCCUUCCCGAGUAGCAACCUGGCAGGAGUGCCUUUCCCGGAAGCCACAGGAUGUCGCCACCAAAUGAUUACCAUUGCAAUGUACUGCAACGAACUUCCUAGUCGAGAGGCACUGAUCCAUAUCUGCCGGAAGCACCUCUUGAAGUACUUUCGCUUCAGAGCAAUUCCUGUGGUUGGUCGGUGGUCGUCUGUGUGGCGGGAAGUCCCUGUGGACUUGUCAUGGCACAUUCGCUCCGCCAGUGUUGCGGAUGAUGCCGCGCUUCACGCCUGGCUCGAAGAUGUCAUGGUCAAAGGUUACUCUUCCGACCACCCUCGGUGGGAAGUACAUUUAGUUGAGAACCGCAGCUGCUCUAGCGGCGCAAGCGUGAUUGCCAAGGGAAAGGGCGAGGCGACUCGUGAAGGUGGAACGGGGCGGGACAGCCGAUGCCCUAAGCAAACGGGCAAAAAGGGAGGUGACGGCGAGACUGCGACCAGCCAUCACGCAAAUUUAAUUCCAAGCAGACAUUUGAUCGCCUUCAGGGUCGACCACUCGAUAGGCGACGGCGUGUCGCUCGUUCAGGCAGCAUCGAAAGUUGUAACGGACGCCGAAGGCGUGCCCCUCUACAUGCGCGGAGCUGUGGAUGCAUUCCGGAAGAACAAUGCAGCGGAAACAAGGUUUAGAUCCCCCAUCAGCUACCUUGUUUACAAGAUCCGAAUGGGCAUCAGUCGAUGGACAACACGUUGGCGUCGGUCGGAUGAGUCGGGAACUCCGAGGCCGGAGCGGCAUCAGACGCUAAGAGAAUUCGCGCAUUUCAUCUACGCUGUCAUCUACUCCUUGAAAGGGCCCCUUAGGGCCUUCGAUGCAGAGACACCAGUGUCCCGUCCGCACUCCUUCCGCAAGGAGUUCGGUCCCCGGUGGAACGGAAAGAGCAAGCUGGCAAAAGCACCGCCGAUCUCGCUCGCGUUUGUCAAGGCAAUUCGCCAGGCUUCAGGAGUGCCUCUCAACGAUGUUUUUCUUGCUGCAUUCGCGGGUGCCAUCAGAAGGUACUGCGCCGCACUAGAAUUCCACGACUUUGAGCAGGGGGAUGCGAACCGGCCUCGUACUUUGAAGGCUCUUCUUGCAUGCGCGUUUGCACGAUCUCUGCAGGCAUGUGAUGAUCCAGAAUUGGCUCUUCGCAACAGAUUUGUUUUGACAUCCAUUGAACUCGCCGUCGCGCAGGCCACUCCAAAAGAACGCCUGGAAGCCACGCACAAGAUCACCCAGUGGAUGAAAAAGUCCAAGCAGCCUCUCGUUGACUUUGCCUGUCAGAACAUCCUCGGCGGAUAUAUUGUGCCAACCGGAAUGCGGAAACAAAUUGCCGCCGACCUCUUCAACAAUCACUCGUUUGUCUUCGCGAAUGUGCCCGCGUAUCCGGAACAUUUCUAUGUUGCAGGAGUCCGCAUCGAGGACAUCCAGGUGGCUUUCGUCAACUUGUUAACUCAGGUUGAAAUUUUGUCGUAUGCUAAUCGAGUGGCGUUCUCUAUGGUCUACGACCCUGAUGUGAUCAAACAAGCAGAUCUUCUACCGCAAUUCUUUGUAGAGGAGCUGUUUGCGCUCGCCAAGGACUUCGAAGUGCCUGUUCCUGUCGAAGACGCUGCCCUCGCGAACUUUGCGAGACAAUCGUAAAUGUGCCCACCCGUUCUAUCCGAUUCAAAGAAACAGUUCGCCCAUCCCACAGAUUUCGUUGUGCAUCAAACUGCAGACACCCUAGAUUCACCGCCAUUUCCUCCCUGCGUCGCUUCUUUCACAGGGAAUUGGGUUUUUCUAUCCGGACUGCGUUCAUGCUGUAGACGCGGCGCCAGGCUCCUUGUGAAUGAGCCGUGACGGAUGCUCCGAUUCUUCUUUUUAGCAAGCCCUAUUGUACCGACUCCAUCUGCCACUUUUUAAGGAAGCGUCUCGCCGCGGUGGGGAGGGGUUUGUGGAAUUGCUGGACUGCGGUUUACGAGCGCUUUUGUCUCACACAGAGGCGAGAAUGUAGCUUAGGCGAGGACUGGGAGCGUUUGCUGCUUGGCUAGAAUUGAGGAAGACCUAAAU
Molecule: messenger RNA, 2421 nt
Organism: Toxoplasma gondii ME49
Lineage: Eukaryota; Apicomplexa; Conoidasida; Eucoccidiorida; Sarcocystidae
Exons: 12
Coding region: 1-2013 (670 amino acids)
Biological process (GO): triglyceride biosynthetic process
Cellular component (GO): plasma membrane
Molecular function (GO): long-chain-alcohol O-fatty-acyltransferase activity; diacylglycerol O-acyltransferase activity
Source: RefSeq, a predicted model, not a curated record